AUGGCUACAACGCCCAUGAUAUCAAUAUUUGCGCCAUCAUUACCUCCCCAUUGUUCGCCGACAGAGCCCUGGCUAGUCAAUGUAUCCUCAUACUUCCAUUCGUGUAUUCCGACGCCGCUCGCGGCUAUCUCGACCGCCCUCGGAACGCUGUCAAUAGUGUCGUGGCUGUUCGCCCAAAUGCCGCAGAUUUACAAGAACUACCAGAUAAAAUCCACGGCUGGGCUCUCUUUAUUCUUUCUGGUGGAGUGGUUGUUGGGGGAUGCUACCAACUUGUUGGGGGCUUUGUUUACGCAUCAGGCGACGUGGCAGAUCAUUAUCGCCAGUUACUAUGUGUUUGUGGAUAUGUGUUUGGUGGUGCAGUUUUUCUGGUACACUUAUCUUACUCGAAAGGUCUAUGGAGAGAGUCUACACUCCUCAAGCAGCAGCAUUGAUGGCGAUGAUGCCAGUGACAUGAUCAAUAGUCUGUCUCCAAUUAACACUAGCUUCCGAGACGACGAUGCGCCCAGUCCCAAGCAAGAUGACGAGCCAACGAGGCUCCCGUCUGCUCAAGCCAUUGGGGCCCCCAGUUUCACAGCCGUCAACUACGAGAAGACAAAGCCACCAUCGGAAUCGAAUGGUGUCAUGGAGAAAUUUGGUUCAAGCUGGAUGGCUUCACCAUCGCCAAGGACUGUUAUGCUGGCGAUGACCCUCGCAUCCCUAGCUCGUCCAGCUUCUUCUGCGCCGAAUCCGGGCCAGUCUCAAUCGCACGGUGUCCAUAUCUUCCACGCCGAUACGCCUCUCGAGGUCGCCGGAAUGGUCCUUUCGUGGUCUUCUACUCUUCUGUAUCUCGGCUCUCGCCUUCCUCAGCUGUACAAGAAUUGGACACGGCAAUCAACCGCCGGAUUGUCUCCGCUCCUCUUCUUUGCCGCGUUUUGCGGAAACUUCUUCUACUCGACUUCUCUACUCACGAAUCCCAACGCGUGGAGUGACUUUGGCGCAUAUGGCGGCAAUGGCUGGGCAGAUGAGCAUGGCUCUCGGCGAGGAGAGUGGAUCGCUAAGGCGGCUCCCUUCUUUCUGGGAGCUUUCGGCGUGCUCGGUCUGGAUGGUAUGAUGGGUGUGCAAUUUUUGCUAUACGGCGAGGACGAAGAGAAGGUGGUGAAAGUAAGAGAUGGUCACGGGCACACUCAUUGGGAGAGAGUCAAUGGUUGGAUGCGCGGCUGGAUCCCAACGAUAUCUGGCAAAGAGAAAGUGGUGGAUCUGGUUGAGAGCCAGAGACUACUAGGGGUUGGUUCCUCCAACAACUACGCCUACCUCGUCUCCGACGACGCCAGCAAGGAAGCCGUCAUCAUCGAUCCCGCCAACCCACCCGAAGUCCUCCUCGUCCUCGAAAAAGCCUCUUCAUCGCUAAAACUCACCUCCAUAAUCAACACGCACCACCACUGGGACCACGCCGGCGGCAACGAGAAGAUCCUCGAAAAAUACCCCUCCCUCCCCGUCAUCGGCGGCAAGGACUGCGCCAAAGUCAGCAAGACCCCUUCGCACAACAGCAGCUUCAAGAUCGGGCAGAACGUCGAGGUCACCGCCCUGCACACCCCCUGCCACACCCAGGACAGCAUCUGCUGGUACAUGCGCGACACCUCCACGGACGAGAAAGUCGUCUUCACGGGCGACACGCUCUUCAUCGGCGGCUGCGGCCGCUUCUUCGAGGGCACCGCGGCGGAGAUGAACACCGCGCUGAACGAGGUGCUGGCGAAGCUGCCGGACGACACGAAAGUGUUCCCGGGCCACGAGUACACGAAGGCGAACGUCAAGUUUCUCGUCACGGUGGAUCGGGGGGAUGCGGUGAAGCAGUUGCAAAAAUUCGCGGACGAGAACAAGGAGACACAGGGGAAGUUUACGAUCGCGGACGAGAAGCGGUAUAAUGCGUUUAUGCGUGUGGGCGACGCCGGGAUCCAGAAGGCGACGGGCGAGACGGGCCCGGUGGAGGUGAUGGCGAAGCUGAGGGAGAUGAAGAAUUCAAUGUAG
This is a messenger RNA of Cyphellophora europaea CBS 101466, 2004 nucleotides long. Its product is annotated as hydroxyacylglutathione hydrolase. NCBI's taxonomy places the organism in Eukaryota, Fungi, Ascomycota, Eurotiomycetes, Chaetothyriales, Cyphellophoraceae. Gene Ontology annotation, molecular function: hydroxyacylglutathione hydrolase activity. Bases 1 to 2004 code for a protein of 667 amino acids. The record is from RefSeq and is a predicted model, not a curated record. The transcript is spliced from 3 exons.